Messenger RNA from Haliotis rufescens (red abalone), 3557 nucleotides. Its product is annotated as large neutral amino acids transporter small subunit 2-like. Gene Ontology annotation, molecular function: L-amino acid transmembrane transporter activity. The coding region runs from base 36 to 1502 and encodes 488 amino acids. Gene Ontology annotation, cellular component: membrane. Gene Ontology annotation, biological process: amino acid transmembrane transport. NCBI's taxonomy places the organism in Eukaryota, Metazoa, Mollusca, Gastropoda, Lepetellida, Haliotidae. The record is from RefSeq and is a predicted model, not a curated record. The transcript has 10 exons.
UGGUUGUGACAGUCGACCGACGCUCUCUCAACAGGAUGGCUGCUAGGUCUAACGGGACGAGAAUCCUCGCACAAGAGCUGGACUCGAAACCAGAGCAGAAAGUGCAGUUAAAAAAACAGAUCACACUUUUUCACUGCGUCUCUAUCAUUGUGGGUAUUAUUAUCGGAGCAGGGAUUUUUGUGUCGCCCGUGGGUAUUCUCUACAAUGUGCACUCUGUCGGCAUGUCUUGUGUAUUGUGGGCGCUGUGUGGAGUUUACUCAACGCUAUGUGCCCUGUGUUUUGCAGAACUUGGUGCUUCGAUUCCUGAAUCGGGAGGCGAAUAUGUGUACAUAAAACGUGCAUUUGGGGAUUGUCCGGCGUUCCUGUGUCUCUGGGUGAAUCUUAUCAUUCUGUGUCCCGUGGGCGUGGCCGCAGCUAGUUUGAUUUUUGCCACCUACACUCUUCGUCCCGUCUUCCCCGACUGCGAUCCCCCGUCUUCAUCUAUUAGGCUCCUCGCAGCGAUAAUCAUCAUCCUCUUGAUCGCGUUAAACUGCAUGAACGUGAAGUGGGCCACCAAAGUACAAGCUGUCAUCACCACCAGCAAACUCAUCGCUCUCUUUAUCAUCAUUAUCAUCGGAUUCAUGUGGCUUGGCAAAGGUGAGACUGCUCAGUUCGAGAACUCGUUUGAGGGCAGCGAUUACAGUGCAGGUGCCAUAGCUGUAGGUUUCUACUCUGGGUUCUGGGCCUUCGGGGGUUGGAACUACUUAAACUUCCUGUGUGACGAAGUGAUAGAUCCUCAUCGCAAUGUCCCUCGUGCUAUCGUUAUCUCCAUGACGAUAGUGACAAGCGUCUACAUCACGGCCAACAUCGCCUACUUCGCUGUGCUGACUCCGGCGGAGAUGCUCGACUCCACUGCGGUCGCUGUCACGUUCUCUGCCCGCACCGUGCCUGUUCUACAGUGGAUCAUGCCAGUGCUGAUAGCCGUGUCUGUGAUCGGAGCUAUGAACGGAUCCUGUCUCUCUAUGUCCAGGUUGUUUUUCGCUGGUGCUAAACACAAUCACUUGCCGAGUUUCAUAUCAAUGAUCACAUUGAAACAUCUCACGCCAGCGCCAUCUUUAAUAGUUAUUCUCAUCCUGACUCUCCUCAUGCAGUGUUUUGAGAAUAUAUUCUACCUAAUAGAAAUGAUGGGAUUUAGUUUUGCGACGGUGUUAUGUGCUGUACUGGCUGGUCAGGUGUAUCUUAGAUGGAAAGAACCAGAUAUGCCUCGCCCUAUAAAGCUCCCUGUGGCCAUACCUAUUUUCCUCUUCAUGGUCAGCGUGCUCAUCUUCAUAUUAACAAUAUACCAGAAGCCCAAUGAAAGCGGCGUUGCUCUUCUGCUGAUGCUGUUAGGUCUUCCUGUGUAUGUGAUUGGGACCGUAUGGUCGAAACCCGCGUCAGUUAAACACAAACUAGACUCCUUGACUAGGUUGAUACAGCUGAUAUUGAUAGUCCUUCCUGUGGACAAAGACGACAACUCGGACUGAGGCAAAAGUUGGAUCGUAUUUAUUCUUGUAUCACCGGCGUAAAUCAACAAAGAGACACAGCGAGCGAUGCGGAGUGGGGUUCGAGGGAGGCCGACAUUUCGCUGACUCAGCGAUGGGAUAAAAUGACGACCAUCAUCUUUUCGUGUUACGUGAUGCAUGACAUACGAUACUAAUCUAAACGCCAUACAAAGUGCACGGACCUUAGCCACAGGUUGUGUUCAGUUUAAUCCCCAAGAGAAGAGGCGAGACCAACGACCGAGGGAUUUUUACCUGUACCGCCAAACCUACAAACCUCAUUAUAAUGUCAGAAUUUUAAUCAAUGGCGUUAUUCCGAGGCACAUAUGUAAGUGGUGGGGGAAAUAUAUGGAAAGUAUGUAAUAAUAGCGUAGAUAUAUCCGUCCUGCCACUUUUGUGGCAAUGUGUUUGGUAUUAAAAUUAUUGACUGUAUAACGAGAUGCCAGUCGGUGUAAACAUGAUACUGUCCAAUCAUAACAGGGACAGUCGAACUAGGUACUCGUAGACUGGAUGGGUGGAUAGGGAGGGUGGACUGGCUGGGUAGAUGGAAGUGGAUGGUUAGCUGGGUUCUCUGGGUGGUGAAGCUGUGUGUGUAAGGUGGGUGGACAGGCUAGGUGGACUUGGUGGGUGGGUGGAUUUUGUGGGUUGGUGCACUGGCUGGGUGAACAUAGUGGGUGGAUUCGCUAGUUGGUUAAGCUGUGUGUACAGUGUGAGUGGACAGGAUAGGUGGACUUGGUGGGUGGAUGGACUUGGUGCACUGGCUGGGUGGACAUGGUGUGUGGAUUCGCUAGUUGUUAAGCUGUUUGUAUAGGGUGGGUGGACAAGCAGGAUGGACUUGGUGGGUGGAUGGACUUGGUGCACUGGCUGGGUGGACAUGGUGGGUGGAUUCGCUAGUUGUUAAGCUGUGUGUAUAGGGUGGGUGGACAAGCAGGAUGGACUUGGUUGGUGGAUGGACUUGGUGCACUGGCUGGGUGGACAUGGUGGGUGGAUUCGCUAGUUGGUUAAGUUGUGUGUAUAGGGUGGGUGGACAAGAUAUGUGGACUUGGUGGGUGGAUGGACUGGGUGGACGUGGUGGGUGGAUUCGCUUGUUAGUUAAGCUGUGUGCGUGGACAAGCAGGAUGGACUUGGUGGGUGGAUGGACUUGGUGCACUGGCUGGGUGGACAUGGUGGGUGGAUUCGGUAGUUGGUUAAGCUGUGUGUACAGUGUGAGUGGACAGGAUAGGUGGACUUGGUGGGUGGAUGGACUUGGUGCACUGGCUGGGUGGACAUGGUGGGUGAAUUCGCUAGUUGGUUAAGCUAUGUGUAUAGAGUGCGUGGACAAGCAGGAUGGACUUGGUGGGUGGAUGGACUUGGUGCACUGGCUGGGUGGACUUGGUGGGUGGAUGGACUUGGUGCACUGGCUGGGUGGACAUGGUGGGUGGAUUCGCUAGUUGGUUAAGUUGUGUGUAUAGGGUGGGUGGACAAGAUAUGUGGACUUGGUGGGUGGAUGGACUUGGUGCACUGGCUGGGUGGACAUGGUGGGUGGAUGGACUUGGUGCACUGGCUGGGUGGACAUGGUGGGUGGAUUCGCUAGUUGGUUAAGUUGUGUGUAUAGGGUGGGUGGACAAGAUAUGUGGACUUGGUGGGUGGAUGGACUGGGUGGACAUGGUGGGUGGAUUCGCUUGUUAGUUAAGCUGUGUGCGUGGACAAGCAGGAUGGACUUGGUGGGUGGAUGGACUUGGUGCACUGGCUGGGUGGACAUGGUGGGUGGAUGGACUUGGUGCACUGGCUGGGUGGACUUGGUGGGUGGAAUCACUAGUUGUUAAGCUGUGUGUAUAGGGUGAGUGGACAAGCAGGAUAGACUUGGUGGGUGGAUGGACUUGGUGCACUGGCUGGGUGGACAUGGUGGGUGGAAUCGCUAGUUGUUAAGCUGUGUGUAUAGGGUGGGUGGACAAGCGGGAUGGACUUGGUGGGUGGAUGGACUUGGUGCACUGGCUGGGUGGACAUGGUGGGUGGAUGGACUUGGUGCACUGGCUGGGUGGACAUGGUGGGUGGAUGGAC